Bemisia tabaci is the source of this 1094-nucleotide messenger RNA. The record is from RefSeq and is a predicted model, not a curated record. Lineage: Eukaryota; Metazoa; Arthropoda; Insecta; Hemiptera; Aleyrodidae.
UGGGAAUAUAAUAGGAAGAGUGCGUGCGGCGAGCGGCACUAUGCAGAAGCCCGGAAGCGGAAGGUUUGCAAUGGAAUGGACAUGAAGCUGAUCCAACUAUGCGUAGCUGGGGAGCUGAGUGGCGGAGGAUCGAUGGGCAGGGGGUAGGAGCCCGGUUAUGAGCCCCGGGCACGCGGCAGAGACACCGUUUUAUGAUUUAGCGUCGCCGUAACAUGCAAAGUUGAGGGGAAAGGGAUAGCGACGAAAUCGGAGGGAUGAGCGAGUCACGUGAGAGCGAUAAUCUCUCGUAUCUGCCGGCGCGCUCGCGGGCCCCCGUCUACCUCCCCAAGGGGGUCGACCUGGCCUCCGGGUCCCCGAGCCCUGCCUCCGUCUCGGAUACCGAAGCCGACGCCACCGAUGAGUCGGCUCCCGACAGCCUAGAGGCCCACCAGACCCCCGAACCCGUCGAACCCGAGUGCCAACGACCCGGACCCCCUGCAACCGCAACUCCAACCACAGCCACGUCCGACAUGUCCAGGUUGCAGCUAAGGAAAGACGGUGCUUCCAGGCGACCUCUCUCUUUCACCCGACAAACCUCUUCUAGGCCGCGUGAGGUAAGUGGUAGCUCAGGUAGUGGAGGAAAAAUGGAAGAAGAACGGGAACCACUCCACCACCAAAAUCAACAGCUGAGGCGGCAGCUAGAAGAGGAAUCAGCCACGUAUAAAAGAAGAUUAGACACUUACAAACAGGCCCAGCAACAUCAAGCAGCUUUGGUCAGCAGAUUGCAAGCUAAGGUAUUGCAAUACAAACAACGAUGUGCUGAACUAGAAGAGCGCAGAGAAGAACCUAUUACAAGACUUGAAGUUGCACACAAACUUUUACACGAGCAAGAGGAAAGAGUUCAGGACCUUGAAACUGCUUUAUUACGACUAAAUGAAGAAAAGAGAAGGACCGAUAAACUGUUGGAACUCAACCAAGUUCUUGAGGCUCAGCUUGACGAGGCUCACCAAAGCAAUGAAACUUUAACUAUGGACUUGCAAAAAUUAACAGCAGAUUGGGAAUCAAUGCGUGAUGAACUAGCACUCAAAGAAGAAGAGUGGAAAGAGGAAGAACUG